AUGCAGCGACGCAACUGGGGCGUCCUCGGAGGACGCGGAGGCGGCAGCUCCAGCCGCCCUCCCGGCGCCCAUUCAGAGCGCGUCUCCUCAGGCACGCAGCGAGACAGAGAGCCCUUCAAAGGCCUUCCUGCUCCGUCGUCUUCAGCUCCAUUCGCGCCGCACGCCUCGCCGCUCCCUCCGCCGUCUGCGGCUCGGGAGCCCCCUUCGUCCAGCUUCUCGUCCGCGUCCCCCUCUGAAUCCGCUGCCUCGGCUGCGCCUGCUGCGUCUCCCUCGCCCUCCCCAUCUACCCCGUUGCAAACCAGCUCCUGGCGCCCGCCGCCAGCGUCCUCCUCUUUCUCCUCGGCGGCGCCGUCCGAGUCUCUGCGUGGUGCGCGCCCGGCUGGGGCUCUGCCGCGCGACCUGGAGGCGUCGGAUUCGGCUCGCGCGGCGCCGGCGGCGGGCGACUCCUCGUCGAGUUUCGCGGGUGUGUCUGUUUGGCUGUCGACCGCGGAGGCGGGCGCGGCGCUCUCGCCUCCGGUCAGCGAGGCCUCGUCGCAGAACGCGAGUGCCUCGCAGACGCUGCCUGCAAGCCUCUCGACGUUUCGCGCGCCUGGGGCCUCCGCGCCCGAGCCGGCUGACGCCUGUAACUCGCACCCGUCCCCCCCGCCGGAGGCUCCGUGGAGCGGUUCAACAGGCGUUCUGCCAGCGUUUUCUGAGGCGGUGUGGGAGAUCGCGUCACACGCAAAGAGUCCGUGGACUGCAGCCGCUCACGCCUCGCUCGACGGGCUGUCUCUGGAGGCAUCUGCGACGUCGUUUCUCCGCUUUCUACUGGCCUCGCCGCCGCACUUGUACGUCCUGGGGCUCUUUGUCUCUUCGGCGGCCGACGUGGGCCUGCGCGAGGAGAUCUUUGAGCCGCUGACCCUCUCGUCCUGCGUCCCUGGGCACGCGGCGGCCGCGCCGCUGCUCUCGGAGAGCUCUGCGGCCUUCUGGAAAUCAGUCUUCUACGAUCCGCAGCACCGGUCGCUGCACGAGAUGUUUUCCACAGUCCCCUUCGAACUCGACGUCCUGGAGCUGCUGCACUUUGCGCCGAUGCUGGGCGCGGCGCUGCUGAAUCGCCCGCGAGAGACCCUCGCACUCUUCGAAGAGCGCUUGCUGCCAGACGUCGCUCAGCGCCUCCUCCUGCAUCUGCAGGCGCGCGCGCGCUUCACGCGCAGGCGCGGAGAGACAGCCAGCCAGGCGCUGGCCUCGGCGGCUGCGCAGUCGGCGCCCGAGGCAAGGGCUUGCCGCGAGGCCGAAGAAGAAAGCGAAGAAGACCUGCGCCGACAGGAGGAGGAAAAGCUGCUGCUGCAGACUGCGCCGCAGCUCAAAGUCCGCCUCACGCACCUCCCGCGAGACAGAUACAUCGAGCGACGCACGCCGCUGCAGAUCCACACGAGCGACGAGGGCAAACUCAUCUGCAUCACAGGGCGCGUCGCGCGCGCAGGCGAUCUUCAGGCUGUUGAGGAGGAGCGCGCGAUGUCCUGCAGGCAGUGCGGCCAGAGUUUUCGGGUCUUUGCGUGCGCGGAGACCGGCUACCAGCUGGAUAUCCCUCUCCAGUGCCCUGCGGGAAGUGCUGCGAUUCGGGAGAAUCUCCGCCGCGCGGGAGAAGAGACUUUCGAGAGCCAGGGAAGGAAACAAGGCUCGCGCGGCAGAGGAGGCGGAGGCUUCGCAGGGGGGAGUCGCUGGCGAGGCGGCAGGCGGACUGGUCCCUGUGAGGGCGAGACGUUCGACUCCCUGGGAGAGGGCGCGUGCCUCAUGGACUACCAAGAAAUCAAACUCCGCUGCACGCUCUCUGGUGCCCGCAAGUAUCUGUCUCGGGAUCCCGCUCACCGCGCCCUGCUGCCUGUGGUCCUGCUGCGCGAUCUGGCAGGAACGGUGUCGCUGGGCGACGUGAUCACCGUGGUAGGCGUCGUCGGGCGCCGCUGGCAGCGCAUCGUUCGAGACACCAGAGCCGACGUCGAGCUGGUGCUGGAGGCGAACAACGUCUUUCGCAUUCGGCCAGAUCCUCUCGCGGCUGCGCGGCACAGCGCCGCGCUUCUUUUCCAAGAUCCUCUGCUCGCACGGAGUUUCCUCUCGCAGGCGCGCGCGCGGAGACGCCGCGCAUUGAGGGAGGCGGAUGCAACCGCCGCUUUCCCCUCUUCGCCUCACCGCGCCGCCCCAGCCUCUGCGCGGCCUGCGCCGCCGCGCGAGCCGCUCGCGCCGGUUUCGGGGUCUGCCCUCUUCGCAGCCUCGCGCGGGGCCUCGUCGCCGGCGAAGAGGCGGGGCAAGAAGGAGAAGCUGCCUGCCUUGCCGGAGAUAUUCGACGCGUUCUGGGAGUCUACGGGGCGCGACGCCGUCAGCGGCGAACGCCUGGAGGCGGGAGCGACGCGCGGCUCCGACCCUGCCCCCUGGGACGAGUGGGCGGCGCGGAGCAAGCUCGUUGACGCUGCGUGCCCAGCGCUCUACGGCGCGGCGCCUGCGAAGCUCGCCAUCUUGCUUACGAUUAUCAGCGGAUGCAUGGCAAAGACCGUUCCACAGGGCGGGUUCGGAGACCCUUCUGCGCUGGCGGCGGCCUCGUUCUCGCCCGACGCCGGCGCGACGAGCGCGGCGGCUGAGGAGGAGACAGGGUCGCGGUGGAAGAAGUUCGUCGCGAGCGCCUCCUCCACGCAGCAGAAGGAGGAGGACAUCUGGUCGCCGCCGAGUUCGCGCGCCGCAUACCUCUUCUGGGGCGAGGCGAAGAGCGAGCUGAAGAGCGCGAAGGACGAAGAGCGCGAAGCUCUCGAGGCCGCGAAGGGAGACGCAGCGACGCGGAAGACGAGAAGGAUCGAGGGCGGGAGUGACGGGAACGCGGGCGCGCACACAGGGGCCACGCACGAGGGCGGAGGCGGAUGCGACGGAGAAGAAGCGGCGCGGAAACGAAAGGGCGAUGAGGAGAAAGGCAGUGGAGGAUGCGACACACGCCACAAAUGCCAUCUGCUACUCGUCGGCGGAACUGGAACCGGCAAGUCGAUGCUUCUUCUCGCGGGAAAACAACUCGCACAGAAAGCCUAUGCAGCGACGGGCGUGGGCUGCUCCGCGGCGGGUCUGACCUGCGCGGCCGUUCGCGACCCAACGAACGGGGCGUGGCACCUUGAUCCGGGGCUUCUGGUGUUGGCGAGCGACGGCGUCUGCUGCUUAGACGACCUUUACUUGAUGAAGAAGGACGCGCAGGCUGCCAUUCACGAGGCCAUGGAGCAGCAGUCCAUCUCGGUCGCCAAGGCCGGACUCGUGACGCGGCUGACGGCGCGCUGCUCCAUUAUCGCGGCAAGCACUACAGAGAAGGGGGCGGUCGCCGGCAGCCGCGGCGUCUCUGCGGUUCCUCUCGCGCGUCUAUUUGGCGCACCCUCCUCGGGCGCGGCGCAGGCGCGCUACGACGACUUGCCCUGCCUCGAUGCCAACAUGCCGCCGCCGCUCUUCUCGCGCUUCGAUUCCGUUGUCGUUCUCGGAGACGCCCCGGGAGCUACCGAGGCCGUGACAGACUUCCUUGUGCAGCGAGCUGUCGGCCGCCGCCAGCGCGCGGGCGCAUCCGCGGCUCAAGAGGUCGCUAAGACCUCCAAUGUGCCCUCGUCUGGCUCGUCGCCUGCGCCUCUGCAUUCUUCUGCAUCGCCUCCGCCGUUCGGGCUGAUCCUGCCGUGGACAACGUCGCUGCUUCGAAUGUAUCUGGCGUUCGCGACGAACUCGUUUUUUCCAGGUUUGUCGCGGCAGGCAGGGCAGAUCCUUUCUCGCUACUAUGUGCGCCUGCGGGAGGUCGGCUCUGAGAAGCCGCGGGAGCCACACGGCGAGGGGGACGGAGGCGACGAGGGGCUCGCGGCGCUGUCCUCUUACCUAGGGGGAGAAGUCGCAUGCGCUGGAGGCGGGACGGGCGUCACAGUCCGCUUCUUCGAGGGUCUCUUCAGAUUGACGCAGGCGCACGCAAGGCUCAUGGCGAGACACGAAGCACGCCGAAGAGACGCGGUUGCUGUCAUUUGGAUGCUCGAGACAGCGUUGUGCGGGAACCGCAUCGUCCCCGGACUGAAGAAGAAAAGCUCCGAGGGCGUGCCUGCGGGCCGCCACGGCCUGCUGCAUCUCGCGGAUCCCUCGACCGCGGCCGUUGUGGAUCUUCUCUGUUUACUUCCGCGGCAGCCGGACUCUUCCGCAGCGCUGGCUGCAUCUCCUUCCUAUGUCUCUUCUUCCUCCUCUCCGCUUUCUUCUUCCUUCCCUUCCUCAGUUGGCUCGAACCCUCGAGUCGGCGUUGAGGGCGCCGGAGGCGCAGGAGAGCCUGCGAGGCAGCUCGUCUAUUCCUCUCUCCAGUCUGUGGCAGGAAAGGCGCUUCACUGCGAUAUUCGCAGCGAGGCUCAAUACUUGGCUGUGGAAAAAUUAGUUCUGAAGGCGCUGCAGCUGACAAAAUGA
Molecule: messenger RNA, 4425 nt
Organism: Besnoitia besnoiti
Lineage: Eukaryota; Apicomplexa; Conoidasida; Eucoccidiorida; Sarcocystidae
Exons: 12
Coding region: 1-4425 (1474 amino acids)
Biological process (GO): double-strand break repair via homologous recombination
Cellular component (GO): MCM complex; nucleus
Molecular function (GO): single-stranded DNA helicase activity; single-stranded DNA binding; ATP binding
Source: RefSeq, a predicted model, not a curated record